GCGUAGAGCAGAUUUCCGAUCGUUCCCGAAGCGGAUUAGGGCUCUGGUCGUGCGUGUGCAGCUCCAUCAUCUCAGCUGAUCUGGAGGAUUCCCCUGCACAAACAAACAGCCCAGCCUGUGUGCGCGGCUCCGCGCGGCGCCAUGGACUUCAACGUCAAAAAACUGGCUUCUGGUGCGGGGGUCUUCUUUACCCGUGCGGUGCAGUUCACGGAGGAGAAGCUGGGCCAGGCUGAGAAGACAGAGCUGGACCCUCAUUUAGAGAACCUGAUCACCCGGGCGGACUGCACCAAGAACUGGACUGAAAAGAUCCUGAGACAAACAGAGGUGCUCCUGCAACCCAACCCAAUUGAUCAUACUGGUGCUCGAAUAGAAGAGUUCAUCUAUGAUAAACUGGAUAAGAAGAUUCCGUCGCGGGUGACAAACGCAGAGCUGCUUGGCCAGUACAUGCUGGAUGCUGCAAAGGAAUUUGGUCCAGGGACGCCAUACGGCAGCACCCUGAUCACAGUGGGAGAGUAUCAGAGAAGACUAGGGGGAGCUGAGCGCGAGUUCCUCCAAACAUCAGCCAUGACCUUCCUCACACCUCUACGCAACUUCCUGGAAGGAGACUGGAGGACUAUAUCUAAAGAGAGGCGACUUCUGGAGAAUCGACGGCUUGAUCUCGACAUCUGUAAAGCACGACUGAAAAAAGCUAAGCUGGCAGAAGCAAAAGCUGCAGCUUCACCUGAUUUUCAGGAGACAAGGCCACGAAAUUAUGUUCUUUCUGCCAGUGCAUCAGCGCUACACAGUGGCUGGGAGAGUUGGGAUGUGGAGACGGAUCCAAGAGUAUCAGAGCAGAGGAAGCUGCUGAGUGAGGAGGUGGACAAAGCAGAGCACGAGCUUCGUGUCGCUCAGACUGAGUUCGACCGACAAGCUGAAGUCACCAGACUGUUACUGGAAGGCAUCAGCAGCACACAUCUGAACCACCUGCGCUGUUUGCAGGAUUUCGCUGAGGCUCAGGCCACCUACUACGCCCAGUGUCAUCAUUACAUGCAUGAGCUUCAGAGGGAGCUCAACAGAUGUGCUAAUGCUGCCGGUGCCCCCCACUCGACUGAUGUGUGUCCCAACCCUGUCUCCUCUGCAUUCCUGUCUGGGCCAUCGUCUCCUGGGCCCACGGUCUCAUCCUCCUCCGGCCAAAAGCCCAGCUCACUGACUAUGGAGCAGACACAGCUCCCGGUCACAGGCGCCAGGAGGGCCAAGGUCCUUUAUGACUACGAUGCCCAUGAUGCAAGCGAGCUCUCACUGUUGGCUGAUGAGCUCAUUACUGUAUACACUGUACCAGGUAUGGACCCAGACUGGUUGGUUGGAGAACGAGGGAACGAAAAGGGAAAAGUCCCGGUCACCUACCUUGAACUGCUGAGCUAAUGGACCAAACAAUGAAACACACAUGCACACACACACACUGUUGAGGAAGUUUCUGUAAAGGCAGAUGACUAAUAUGAGACAUUGGUAGCAAAACAUCAUGUCAUGUUGUGAAGUUUUUAACCGUCUUAAAGUGGAAAUAAGGGUUUUUCUUGUAAUGUGUAUCCAGAAUGCAAUGAGCCCACACUUAAACUUCUGUCACAGUGCAUUUAGAGUGUUUUUAUACAGUAUAUCAGAAGAGAACAGACCACACUUUAUGCAAUGUACUGCAGGUUAACAAACUUUGGAUUCAGCUAUCAUUUCUAUCUGUUUCAUAGUGUGACAAAGCAGUGAAGAUGCACCGUUACACUGAUGAGUAGUAAAAGCCAAACAGUGUGGCUUUAAUGUCUCAGUUAAUUUUCAAUAAUACACAUACCCGUCUGCAAAAAAGACUUAUAGGAGCUGUUACGUCCAAACAUCUUGAAGCUGUGUUGGGUUGGUGUCAUUGUAACCCCACCACCAGAAAAAUCUGGUCUGAAAACAUCAACACAGACUUAUUUUAACAGAUUAUACAAAUGUAUGUCUACAUCACUGUUUUUGGACCAAGUGGGUGUAAAGAUGAACCUAUUUUACUCCACCAGCAACAACCAACAACAGAAGUAAAUAUGAAAAUAUUACUGUUAAAAUAUUUGACUCACUUGGCUGUUAGGUAAAGUGAUUGAAUGUUUUAUGAAGCAGGGAGGGGUUAAUAUCUAUCAUUCAUUCAGCUUCACAGAUGUCUUUUUUAUUUUCUCUUCUAAAAAGUUUGCAAUAGCACAAUAUCUUUCAUUUAACCAGGUUUGUGUCCAAAUCACGAAUAAGUCCAACUUCCUUGCAUUCUUGGGAAUUAUUCAAAACCCCGUGGAGUUGAAACUUUUACAAUCCAUUUUUGGAAAGCAGUACUGGUCAGUGUAAUGGAAACAGCCUCGGGCGUUUUAUUGUGAAAUUCUAACUUUAUGUGUAUUUGUGCAAUAGUCUGAUUUUAUUUUUGUUAAGUCAUUGUGUUUUGUUAAGAAUAUUAAAUUUAAAAAUGUCUCUCUUAUGAGGUUUGGUUACUGUCACAGUUUGACUUCUUAGCAGUAGCCACAAGCAAAACCAAGAAAAGCUACAUUAGAAGUUCAAUGAAAACAGCAUGUUGUAAUUUACUGCAAAAUGCUGAGCUGGCUUGCUCUUAAUAGAUGGUCACAUUCUGCCAGAUCAUCACCUGUCACAUUGGCACAUCAACUUACAAGAAAGUGGUGUCUCCUAUGACUAAGUGUUUAAAAAUGUGAAACGGGUCAUGUAAAGUGCUUGUUUGGAUGGUUUACUUAACCAGUAGUUGUGCAAUAAGUGUGAGUCAUAGUUGAGUCAUUUUGUGAGAAUUUUUAAAAGGGAAUCCCUGGUGAGAUUCAGAUCAAACACAAUAGUAAACAGCUGAGACAUGUGUCUGAGAUUUGGCACAAAUAUUCCUGGAUGUUAGAGGAGGAUUCUGAAUGACGCAUUUUGACCUCCUGAAUUUACCAUCAGGAUAAAAUAUCCCACAAUCUACACGUAACAUUUACAUCAAGGAACAUGUCUGUGUUCAUCCAUUUAAAGCAUGCAAAUUGUACUUUUGACAGUAGUAAAAAGCUUGCCCCAAUAGAAUAAAACACAUCCAUUAACUUUAAUGUGUGCAGGUGUAAGUGUGUGAGAAUGUGUAUAAAUGUAUUCCUGAUUUCUGAAAAAGUGGCUUUUGUUAUUCUUAGAUUUAUUUUGCUUAUGUUUUUAAUCCAGAGCACUCAUUACUGGUAUUGAUUGGGUGGGCUCAUGUUAAAAUGUGCAGAUCUGUUAAUGUUGUUAAUUUUUUUUGUCGUCCACUGACUUACGGCCACUGGUUUGAUGUGCAAUAAACAAGCAUGUGUGGUAAACU
This is a messenger RNA of Sphaeramia orbicularis (orbiculate cardinalfish), 3304 nucleotides long. It is a transcript of the gene sh3glb2b, whose product is annotated as SH3-domain GRB2-like endophilin B2b. The record is from RefSeq and is a predicted model, not a curated record. Gene Ontology annotation, cellular component: cytoplasm; membrane. NCBI's taxonomy places the organism in Eukaryota, Metazoa, Chordata, Actinopteri, Kurtiformes, Apogonidae. Bases 142 to 1401 code for a protein of 419 amino acids. The transcript is spliced from 13 exons. Gene Ontology annotation, molecular function: protein binding. Gene Ontology annotation, biological process: membrane organization.